Molecule: messenger RNA, 1987 nt
Organism: Filobasidium floriforme
Lineage: Eukaryota; Fungi; Basidiomycota; Tremellomycetes; Filobasidiales; Filobasidiaceae
Product: Alpha/Beta hydrolase protein
Exons: 1
Coding region: 105-1895 (596 amino acids)
Source: RefSeq, a predicted model, not a curated record
CUUCGCUUUGACCUGUUGUCAUUCUUCGAGUUGUUGGGUCCCGACGCCAUACAGCCGACGAUCACUCAUUAGGUCCAUGGUGUAACGAAUCUGGUAUCAUCACCAUGUCGACACUCGACCAUCCCGAGCUCGGCCCGAUCCUAGGCGUCCGGGACGAAGGCCUGACCGUCUACCGUGGGAUCCCUUUCGCUCAGAUCCCACGCCGAUUUGCUCGAUCGACCUUGCAGACAUCGCUCGAAGCUCGAUGGACGCUGAGUGGGAUGUUCGAUGCAACUAAAGCAGGUCCUACCUCUAUUCAGCCAUUCGAAUCUCCGAGGCUAGACGCUGGCGAGCAGUCCAUACCGACGGACCUCAUCGCGCCGGAAGAAGGGCGAAAUCAAAGCGAAUACGAUUGCCUCAAUCUGACGGUCUAUGUCCCCAACCCAAAAGCGGAUGAGACAGCUAAGGGCGGUGCGCCAGUAGCUAAGCUGCCGGUCUUGAUCUUCUUGCAUGGGGGCGCCUUUAUAUGGGGAUCCGGCGAUCGAUCCUUCUACGCUCCCGAGACACUGCUCGCUCAGGCAAUCGAGGCGGACAAGCCUCUGAUACUGGUCACCGCCAACUAUCGUCUAGGAGCCCUCGGCUACCUACAUUCUCCCAGCGCGAGAGACGAGGAUGGGGAACUGCUCUUACCUCCCAAUAACGGGUUUCACGAUCAGACGGUCCUUUUCGAUUGGGUCAAGGCGUAUAUUGCAGGGUUUGGGGGUGAUCCGGGCAACAUCACGACCAUUGGUCAGAGUGCCGGGGCCGAGAGCCUGAGCAUACAUAACCUGCUGCCCAAGUAUGCAGAUAUGCCGGAGACCGAGAGGCCUUACCGGAAGAGCAUACUCUUUUCUGGCAGUCUGUUAUGCAUGCCCUCGAUGAUUGGGAGUCAGCACGAAGGGAAAUUUGUGCGUAUCGCCAAAAGGCUGGGAAGCAAGACGACCGGAAGGACGACCACGGAGUUGGCUCACGAUCUAAUCAACCAAGCCGAUGUGAACGUAUUCCGCGACUUGGGUUGGCACGGUACUCCUUGUCUAGAGACGGAAAUGCUACCGUAUAGGGAGGCUUCCUUGCUCACUAUUCUCGGUUCAGGCGUGAACAACCUGCCACGCGAUCCUUAUUAUCAACCGACCAAGCGAUGGGUUCAGGAGCAGAUAGUCAGCUCUGCCAAGUUUGACGGUGGCGUGACGUAUCAUGCUGUCAAAUCAAACAAGUCGCGCAGACAGGAUCACACUCGGGCGUUCAGGGAUCUGGCGGAAAAGCAUUUGCGUCAAUCGAUUGCGGAAGAUCUGUUUGAUCUCUAUGGGAUCUACUUGAACACCGAUGAUGACGAUACUCUUCGAGCCAUCAACCAGCUGGAAACCGAUCUGAGCUUCAUCUUGCCCACCAUCUACGAGGCGAUGGGUGCAGCGCGGGAGGGCUCGUUCGGGGUCCCGAUCGAUAUUCAGCACAUGCUCGAUGGUCCUCCUGAGACGACUAGAACGUAUCUCCAGCUGUGGCAGCUGCCGACCCCUUUCGAUGGUUUGCUCGAACCAGGAAAGUAUGCCAAUCAUACCUACGAUAUCGUCUCGUUCUUCGGCGCCUUCGAAGAUCGUCUCGACAUCACUCAACAACUGGUCAUCCGGGAAUGGAGAUCGAAGCUUAUCGAUUUCAUCUGUCUCGGCGGCGACGCGAUGGGAUGGAAGCCAUGGACGGAGGAUGACGGUCAUGCCACGGUUGUCGAUCUAGAUGGUAUGCGGACCCUCGGCCGGGACGAUUAUAUGGGGCCUCGGACUCGCCUAGGACGCCUGAUCGCAAUCGGAGAGCGCAUCGAUCCUAGACACGGACUUGACAUGCUUUUCAGCCGUGUCGUCCGGCCGUAUCUAUUUGACUCCUGAGGAGAUAGGUACUCAGAGCGUAGUACUGUCUUUGUAGCAGCUGUGGUUGUCUUGUAACGGCUCAAGUGGAUAAGGUCGGGAGACCCUCUCCU